Molecule: messenger RNA, 1027 nt
Organism: Bursaphelenchus xylophilus (pine wood nematode)
Lineage: Eukaryota; Metazoa; Nematoda; Chromadorea; Rhabditida; Aphelenchoididae
Source: the annotation of a GenBank genome assembly
AUGACCGCCACGGUGAAACCAGAAACCGACAACUUGUCUUCUGGAUUAGGAUUAGCAGACAUCAAAAGAGAUAAUUCCAAUUUCCGACUGGAAAAUGAACCAAAUAAGGAGAUCAAGGAAGGCAUUACGGUGGUACAUAAAGAUGACAUCGAUUCUCAAGCACCAUUAAUUAUCCUGACUGGUUGGGCUAACGCAACAGAUAAGAAUCUUUCCAAAUAUUCAGAAUUCUACGUAGACGAAGGGUAAGCUUACCAAGUAUCAUUUCCUCUUAUCUUUAUUUUUAGUUACAUGGUUGCGCGAUAUACUGUACCAAUAAAGGAGGUUUAUCACUUUGGCGGUUAUCAACGAUAUGCUUUGACGCUAUACGAACAGCUUCUUCAAUUGGAUAAGACAGAAGGGAGGCCAAUAUUCAUACACAACUUCAGUAUGAAUGGUUGUUCUUUGUUUGCAAUGUUAUGGAGGUUACUGGCGGAAGUUGCUGACGGUGAGAGCAUAAAAGCGCGGGUAAAGGGCGUUAUCUUUGAUAGGUGAGUUUACUCAACGACUAGACCGUGGUGAAAUACUAUGGGCUAUGACAUUACUGACAUUGUGGUGAUCACUUUACUUACAUUGUAGCUCUCCAGCAAAUGUAAUGCCAUGGCAUGUUGCGGAAGCGUUGAGUAUGGGGCACAAAGCUUGGGGACUAAAAAUGGCAGUGAAAGUAGCAACGACGUCCUUCUUGUCGGUACACAGGUUCUGCUGUUAUGCCACUUCAUUGGUUAAGCCAAACGUUUAUGAGACUCAAUUUGCAUACUUUAUGCUGACGUCUUUCACUGAUUUGCCUAAAAGGCAGUUAUAUUUCUACUCUGAAAACGAUCCAAUAUGUUUGCCUUCUUCUAUUAGGGAGUUUCAGAGUCUUCAGAGGAAUCAAGGAGUUGUUGUAGAUGAAUUAACGUGGCCAAAUGCUGGUCAUUGCAGUCAUUUGAAAGAUGAUCGCGAGCCUUAUGUAGACAAGUGCGUAACAUUCAUUCGGGGCAUCCUCAAGUAG